Molecule: messenger RNA, 2208 nt
Organism: Cicer arietinum (chickpea)
Lineage: Eukaryota; Viridiplantae; Streptophyta; Magnoliopsida; Fabales; Fabaceae
Product: kinetochore protein NDC80 homolog
Source: RefSeq, a predicted model, not a curated record
UUCAAACACACAAGACUUGAAUGUUACACUCGAAACACCUAAAACGUUACGAAAACCAAAAUUUGAAUCAAAAAAACAGAAGCAGUUAUUUAGCCAAAUGAGAAACAUCGGUGCCCCCCGCCGUCAACCCAACGAUUCCUACCUACCACCGACUCCCCUCAACCGCCUCCGCGACUCCGAUGUGAGUUUAGCCAGUAGCCGCCCUUCUUCCAUCGGAAUCUCCUCUUUCGACCUUUACAAAGAACGCUCCUUCCAACAAUCCACCACGUCAACAAUCAAUUCUUUUCUCGCUUCUCAAAAUUUCCCUGUCUCUUUCAAACCUUCUUCUUCUCCUUCCGCUAAAGAAAUUCACCAAACCCUAAAAUUCCUCCUCACACUUCUUGAAUUCCCAGCCACCACAAAAAUCGAAGACGAUAUUCCAAUUCUUCUUAAAUACUUCAAUUACCCUUUCAAACUCAAUAAAGCUAUUCUUAAAUCCCCUGCUGCUCCUCAUCAAUGGCCUUCAAUUCUCUCUCUCAUUCAUUGGCUUGUUCAGAUUUGCAAUUUCAAUCUCUCUCUAUAUUCUUCCACUACUACCACUUCUAAUCUUCACAACAACGAUGUUUUCUUCCGUUACACUCUCAAUUGUUACGUUCAUUUCAUUAAAGGCGAUGACGAUGCAGUUCAACAUCUCGACGCUGAAAUCCGUGGCAGGAUUCUCAGUGAGAAGUCCAAUGCUGAAGAAAAGCUUGCUGCUGCAGAAAAAACAGUUGCUGAUUUGGAAGGUGAAUUGGAGAGGUUGAGGUCUGCGCCUUCGCAGAAGGAUUUACUUGAGAAGGAAAAGGGAUUGCUUGAAGAUGAUGUGAACAAGUUCCAUAAGAUAAUUGAUGAGUUUUCGUCGCGGGUUGAGCCGUUGGAGAGGGUUUUGGUGGAGAAGGAGAAGCAGUUGGAGGCUAAGGCUGUGGAGGAUGAGAGGAUUCAUGAUGAGAAUGAGGAGCUGAAGAGGAGGGUUGAGUUGCAGACUUUUAAUAAUAGGGAUGUUGAGAGGAUGAAGAGGGAAUUACAGGCUGCUGAGAGGGAUGCUGGUGAGGCUGAACUUGCUAGGAAUACUUGGGAGGAAAAGUGUUGGGAUGUUGACAAUACUCUCGCUCACAAUUUCAAAGACUUAGAGGCUCUCUCGAUCGAUUGCAACCAAGCCCUUAAGAGGUUGAAGAUUGAUAAUGGAAUUCAAUAUAUGUUGAAUUCCAAGGGAACAACACCUGCUGAGAUCAUGGGUAUUGAUUACAAAGUCGUGCUGAAGCCUGCACUUGACUCCUAUGCUGAUGACAUCAAGAGAAGUUCGGUGGGGAAAUUGGAAGAGUUGAUUUCCCUUCAGCAAAAGUCUGGCGAAAAUGCUGCUACGCUUGAGGGGAAGAAAAAUCAAUUAGCUGCACUGCAGUUGCGCAUUGAUGAACUGGAAGCUCAACUCGACACAAUAAAGAAGGAAACACAGGACUACACAAGUAAAUGUUAUGCAGAAGCUAAGAAAAUGUUGGAGGAUGUCCAGCUAGCAGAUCAUGAUGUGGGCAUUAUGGAGAAAGAGGCAGCAGAGGUUUUGAAGGUAUCUGAAUUGAAGUUGCAGGACAUGAGAAAACAUAGUGAAGAAAACAUUCAAACGCAUGCUAGUGAACUCUUUAAGUUGAUUGAUUCAGUCUCAAAGUACAAAGAACACGUGGGAUCUAAAAUUUUAGAGAUGAAAAGGGCCCUAUCAGAAACUGCAACUGCUGUCUCAAAUGAAUACAAAAGACCACUCCAAGCUGAAUUUGGGAAUUUAUUGGAGCUGUCGUGCAAACUUCAGAAAACUGAAUAAGCGUAGCUUCUUGUUUAUAUGAUCAUCGAUCUUCAUCACUUGAUUGUGUCUUUUUAUUUUUUAUUUAAAUAUAAAUAGCUGAAGAAUGACCUUCCCAAAGGCAAUGUAAGAGGUGACCAAAAACAGCACUUAAGACAAUAAUACAAGAUUAAUAUGUUGAGAAAUAGGACCUAUUAUUUGCUUGGUUUUAUGGUCGCAUCGACAAAAUUACGUGAGUAACACUUAGCUGUUUAUUUGGGUUAACCCAUAAGCAUUUAAGAAGGAAAUCUCAGAGCAUCUUUUGAUAAGGAUUUGGGUUUUGCUCUUAGUACCAAUUGAUUUGAAUUAUGUUAAAAAUGGAUUGUAAUUAAACAUUCAGCCGGAGAAAUUUCAAAUAUUCU